Trypanosoma cruzi is the source of this 663-nucleotide messenger RNA. Its product is annotated as 60S ribosomal protein L10a, putative. Lineage: Eukaryota; Euglenozoa; Kinetoplastea; Trypanosomatida; Trypanosomatidae. Gene Ontology annotation, molecular function: structural constituent of ribosome; RNA binding. The transcript has a single exon. The record is from RefSeq and is a predicted model, not a curated record. Gene Ontology annotation, cellular component: large ribosomal subunit. Bases 1 to 663 code for a protein of 220 amino acids. Gene Ontology annotation, biological process: translation.
AUGUCGAAGAUUCCUCCCGCACAGCUCUCGGAGGCCAUUCAGGCAGUCCUUACAAACCGCAAGGAGCGCAAAUUUAAGGAGAGCAUUGACUUGCAGGUGAAUUUGAAGAACUACGACCCGCAGAAGGACAAGCGUUUCUCGGGCUCCGUGCGUCUUCCCCACGUUUGCCGUCCCCGCAUGACUGUCUGUCUGCUGUGUGACCUUGUGCAUGAGGACAUCGCCAAGAAGAACAACGUCCCGACAAUGAACCAGGAGGAGCUGAAGAAGUUGAACAAGAACAAGAAACUGGUGAAGAAGAUGUGCAAUCAGUACGACGCCUUCCUCUGCUCAGAGUCUAUCAUCAAGACCGUGCCUCGUCUUGUUGGUCCUCAUAUGCAUCGUGUUGGCAAGUUCCCCACAGUGUGCGCCAUGAGCGAAAGCCUGCCGGAGAAGGUGCUGGAGAUUCAAUCGACGGUGAAGUUCCAACUGAAGAAGGUGCUCUGCCUCGGCACAUGUGUCGGUCAUGUUGAGAUGACGGAGGAUCAGGUGCGCCAGAACACCGUCAUGGCCGUCAACUUCCUCGUCUCACUGCUGAAAGAGAACUGGCAGAACCUCAAGUCUGCCUACAUCAAGUCGACCAUGGGGAACCGCAGCGCAUUUACUGAGCACAUGUCGCGGGCGUGA